Rotaria socialis is the source of this 1380-nucleotide messenger RNA. The record is from the annotation of a GenBank genome assembly. Lineage: Eukaryota; Metazoa; Rotifera; Eurotatoria; Philodinida; Philodinidae.
AUGGCAUCAAACCACCAAGGGAAAGGCACACUUUAUACAUUUCCUGGUAAUAUUCAAGGUUUCAAAGCUCAAAUUGCCGCUAAAUAUAGUGGAGCAGAACUGACUAUUGCCAAUGAGAAUCAAUUCAAAAUGAAUGAAACUAAUCGUUUAGAAGAAUAUGUUAGUAAAUUUCCCACAAGCAAAGUACCCGCCUAUGAGAAUGAUGCUGGCUUUUAUCUAUUCGAAUCGAAUGCUAUUGCUCAUUAUCUAUCCAAUGAACAACUUCGUGGUAAAUCAUUAGUUGAACAAUCUGAAGUUCUUCAAUGGAUUGAAUACAGUGAACGAGAAAUUAAUCCAGUAUCAGUCACAUUAGCUUACCCAUGUAUGAGUAUCUUACAGUUUAAUAGAAACAAUAAUGAGCAUGCAAAAUCUGAGCUGAACAAUAUUUUACGAUUACUCAAUCAGUAUCUUCGUACGCGAACAUAUUUCGUUGGUGAACGUAUUACACUAGCUGAUAUUACUAUUGCUUGUGAUUUACUUUUAUUAUAUCAAUGGAUUAUUGAUCCAGCUACACGUGAAACCUAUUCAAAUUUAACACGAUGGUUUUUAACAUUAAUCCAUCAAGCAGAAUUAAAAGAUGUUAUUGGUAUUGAUUUCAAAUUAUGUGAAAAAACAGCACAAUUCGAUGCAAAGAAAUUUGCUGAACUUUCACAGAAAGAUCAUGUUAUUCAAAGUCAACCACGUGCGAAAAAGUUAUCACAUAACGCCGAUGAACAUAAAGAGGAAGCGAAAUCUAAAAAAGAAAAAAAGUCUGCUAAGCAAGAAGAAAAACAAGCGAAGAAACCUAAAGAAAGUGAAACAAAGGAAGAAGAUCGUGCAGAUGAUGAAACUGAUGAUGCGUAUGCUAAUGAACCAAAACAAAAGGAUCCAUUCGCUGAUAUACCUAAAACAACAUUCAAUAUGGAUGAAUUUAAACGUGUAUAUUCAAAUGAAGAUACAGCUGAAAAAGCGUUACCCUAUUUUUGGACAAAUUUUGAUAAAGAUCAUUGCUCAAUAUGGUUUUGUGAAUAUAAAUAUUCAGACGAAUUAACUCAAAUAUAUAGAACCUGUAAUUUAGCAUCUGGAUUUUUUCAACGCUUAGAUAAAUUACGUAAACAUGCAUUUGGUAGUAUGUGUGUUUUUGGAGAAAACAACAAUAACACUAUUGCUGGUAUUUGGUUUUGGCGCGGACAUGAGCUUGCUUUCGAACUGUCACCUGAUUGGCAAGUUGAUUAUGAAUCUUAUACAUGGAAACGAUUAUCUGUGGACGAUGAAAAUACACAGAAAUUAGUUAAUCAAUAUUUACUUUGGGAAGGGGAACACAAUGGAAAAAAAUUUAAUCAAGGCAAGAUUUUUAAAUAA